Messenger RNA from Pyrus x bretschneideri (Chinese white pear), 623 nucleotides. Its product is annotated as anaphase-promoting complex subunit 10-like. NCBI's taxonomy places the organism in Eukaryota, Viridiplantae, Streptophyta, Magnoliopsida, Rosales, Rosaceae. Gene Ontology annotation, biological process: anaphase-promoting complex-dependent catabolic process; protein K11-linked ubiquitination. The record is from RefSeq and is a predicted model, not a curated record. The transcript is spliced from 2 exons. Gene Ontology annotation, cellular component: anaphase-promoting complex. The coding region runs from base 188 to 535 and encodes 115 amino acids.
CUCCUUUUUUUUCAUUCAUACCCCUGAAAGGCCACGGAAGCCACAAUUCAAAUUCCUCACCGAGGCAAUCGCUUCACUUUUGCAGAUUUUGGAUUUAGGGUUUUGAUUUGAUUGGUUUCUGCUAUCCAGCUAGGCUUUUUUGGGUUUUAGGAACUCGAUCAAAUUACGGUUCUUUUUCUUCUAAUUCAUGUUCAAAGAAUCAAUCAUAGAAGAGGAGGCAAUGGCGACGGAGUCAUCGGAGGGAGAAGAGGAUGCGAAGCUGACGGGAGGGAACCAGCUGCUGGUAGUCGACGACGAUCUCAGAGAAAUGGGCAAGAAGGCUGCUUGGAGCGUCAGCUCCUGCAAGGCCGGCAAUGGCGUUUCGUCUCUCCGUGACGACAAUCUCGACACCUACUGGCAAUCCGACGGUGCGCAGCCUCAUUUGGUGAACGUUCAAUUCCAGAGGAAAGUGCAGUGUAGGAUCGGGAGAAGGAGAAAGGAGAAAGGAGGGGGCAGUUUUGGUAAAUUGAAAAAAUUCAUUAAUGGGGUACUGUAGCUCCGCGUUUUGGAAAAAUAAGCGGCUUCUUGGAAGCUGCAAAAUGCAGCUUCCACUUUUUGGCUUUUUUUCAUGUAAAACUUUGAAA